Messenger RNA from Cryptomeria japonica (Japanese cedar), 1563 nucleotides. Its product is annotated as protein NODULATION SIGNALING PATHWAY 2-like. NCBI's taxonomy places the organism in Eukaryota, Viridiplantae, Streptophyta, Pinopsida, Cupressales, Cupressaceae. Bases 1 to 1563 code for a protein of 520 amino acids. The transcript has a single exon. The record is from RefSeq and is a predicted model, not a curated record. Gene Ontology annotation, cellular component: nucleus. Gene Ontology annotation, molecular function: DNA-binding transcription factor activity; sequence-specific DNA binding. Gene Ontology annotation, biological process: regulation of DNA-templated transcription.
AUGGCAGAUAUUGUCAUGAAAGAAUGGGAUGGGAAAGGUUUGGAUUGUUGGGACUAUCAGGAUGUAACUGAUGUGGGUUUUAGUGAUAUGGGUUUCUUAGAUUUGGAUUCAGUUCCAUCUGAGUGGCCUUUGUGGAGUGAGCUGGUUCUUGAAAAUGAUGAAGAACUGGACUAUUCCCCAUCAAUAUCAGAGUUGUUGUCAACAGAGGAGGAGCUAAUGCAAAUGAUUCAUAGUGAAGAACCAGUGAUGAAGCCUAAUUGCCAGAGCCUCAGUGGAAGUGAAAUAGCCAAUUGUGAUUCCAACAUUGAGUACAGUGAAACGGUCAAUGGGUCUAACUGUAUUGACAGCGAUGGCCUCAUUCCUUGCAGUACUGAUUCAAAAGAAUUCAAGGGCCUGCUCCUGGUACAUCUUUUAACUACCUGUGCUGAGGCAAUCUCAAAUGGAGCCCAUGAUCUGGUUGACAUCAUACUCUGUAGAUUGAAAGAACUGGUUUCUCCAACUGGUUCUACUAUGGAGAGGGUGGCUUACUAUCUCUUUCAAUCACUGCAGCAGAACCAUAAUAGUUCUAAUAGUGAAUUUCAUGGACUCAGGAGAUUCAACAGUUUGAAUGAAUCCAGUUAUAUACAAGCUUUCAGCCUACUGAACCAGACUUAUCCCUAUAUCAAGAUAGCUCAUUUUACUGCCACUCAAAGCUUUCUUGAAGCCAUUCCUGCUCAAGCAAAGAAAGUCCAUAUCAUAGAUUUUGACAUAAUGGAGGGCUCUCAGUGGCCCAUAUUGAUGGAAGCCUUGAAAUCUGAGAAUUACAGAAUUGGCCACCUCAAAAUCACAGCCAUCAAAUGGGAAGAGGAGGAAGAGGAGGAAGAAGAGGAGGAGGAAUAUGAUGAUGAUAUUUCAGAUCCUUCUUCAAGUUUCUGCAAACACACUGGAAGAAGGUUAUCUGAGUAUGCAAGCUCAUUGGGUAUUUCAUUUUCUUUCCAAGAAAUCAAAUUGGAAGACCUGAGAAAUCUGAAACGUUCAGGGGAUGAAGAAAAAGUGAUGGUGAAUUGCAUGUGGGAGCUACCACACAUGCUUGAGAGAAGCAAAAAGGAUUUAGUGAAAUUCAUUCAUGGUACCCACCAUUUGAAUCCAGAAGUUCUUUCUGUGGGUAGUGGACCCCAUGGAAUUCAAAACCCAAAGAAGCAGAAUUUCACAGAGUGCUUCAAUCAAUGCUUGAACAAUCUGUGUGCCAUGAUUGACUCUUCUGAAGCAGGGCUUCCAGAGCAAUUCGGGCUUGCUAGAGGUGUAAUUGAACGUUUGUUCUUGGGGCCAACGAUGUGCAGACCCAUUAAUUCAUUUUCAGAGGAUUCUAAUGGAGAUUUUCUGCAAGUCAUGGAUAUUCCUCUCCAGUGUGGUUUUGUUGAGCGUGAUAUAAGCUACAAAAACUUAAUGUGUACAAAAUAUCUGGUCACGAGUUCUAACAAUGGUAGAUUCUAUACAGUAGAACGCGUGGGUGACCAUGAAGUUCUUCUUAAAUGGAACUCUACAUCUUUAGCUUUUGUUUCUACUUGGACUGCACUCUAUUGA